Molecule: messenger RNA, 663 nt
Organism: Cooperia oncophora
Lineage: Eukaryota; Metazoa; Nematoda; Chromadorea; Rhabditida; Trichostrongylidae
Source: the annotation of a GenBank genome assembly
AUGAUAUUUGUAAAGAAAUUUGGUCGAAAGAGAGACAGUAUUGAUGCAACGGGUUGGGAUGCAAAUAUGUUCACUAUAGUGGACCUUAAAUCCAACAGGGCCAUUUCCUAUGUUAGCACUCUGGGAUCUAAGUUCGGAUCGGGAAUGAACACAGAGGGACAGUAUCUGAACGACAUGAGCCAAUACGAUACGUCUAAUUCUCUGAGCGGCUUAUUUCCUGCUGUGGCCAAAGGCAAAACGAAGGUUGUUUGUUUACCCAGGAAACUAAAACAAAAGAAGUCAAAGGAAUUGGCAGGACGAGUUCAGCAGGAAAAAUAUGAUGUAGAGAAAAGCGAAAGUAACCGACGUCGAUUAAAAUUCGCCUAUGCUGCAGUAGGUGGCAGUUUGGCUUACACAAGGUCGUUACCACGAAUGGUGACUUCAUAUUUGCUAAACCUUUUUCAUGGAGUUAACCUGUCAUCAACUCUGGGGUGGCCAUUACUUUAUGAAAUGAAAGGUGCUGCCUAUAAAGAUGGAGUUCCAUUUGCGGCGAGUCAACGCUAUCCGCAGCUCACAAAAAUGUCAAGGAGCACUAUUCACUCAUUCCAAGUGGCAUAUGAAGUGGCUAUGACUGCCUUUAUUCCUAACAUUGUUUGUUUAUCACAAUUAAACGUAGAAGUUUGA